UAAGUAAAUCGCGGAUACAUUAUAUAUAUUCUUAUAUUCUAUAUACGCACUUAUAUUUGGAUGUGUAAUAUGUAUAUUUCCCCGUGUUGAUAUUACGGCUUGAGUAAAGUAGUGCGCAGUUGAGGUCUGGGUAAUGUGGCUGUGGUUGUAGCUAGUAGCUCUUCGGCUGUUAGUUAUAAGAGGGCGCGCAUGUGUGAGCUCUUCAGAACUGAAGCUCUGGCAUUUGACGCACACUGCUGUACGGAUGGAUGGAGGUAUCGAUGCGAAAUCUUAUUUGACAUCCACUACUUUGUGUCUACCACGCUGCUGAUCACCUCAGGUGGAUUGACUGAGAACAGAAACUGCCUAGAUUGCAACCAUGGCCUCAGCCUCAUCCAACAGUGAAAGUGAAUCCCAAAGUGUCCUUACCUGGGAGCAAGUGAGCCGCUUGAAUGAUGUGCUGACGGAGGCCGUGCCAGUCCACGGGCGUGGGAACUUUCCUACCCUGGAGGUACGACUAAAGGAUAUUGUCCAGAUGGUGAGAAACCGCUUGGAGCUUCGGGGCAUUAUGGUCAAAGAUGUUCGUCUGAACGGCUCCACAGCCAGUCACGUGCUGGUGAAGGACAUCGGUUGGAGUUACAAAGAUCUGGAUGUGAUCUUCAGGGUGGAUCUUCCUCGGGAAGAGGAGUUUCAGCUCAUCAAAGAUGUGGUUCUGAGCACUUUGUUGGACUUUCUGCCUGAAGGGGUGAACAAGGAGAAAAUCACUCCCAUGACCCUGAAGGAGGCCUACGUUCAGAAACUGGUCAAAGUCUACACCGAGCAGGACCGCUGGUCUCUCAUCUCCCUGUCCAACAAUAACGGGCGCAAUGUGGAACUUAAAUUCGUGGACUCGAUCCGCAGGCAGUUCGAGUUCAGCGUGGACUCGUUUCAGAUCGUCCUGGACUCUGUGCUCUCGUAUUACGACAUCUCGGAGAACCCCAUGUCUCGGCACUUCCAUCCUACGGUGGUCGGGGAAAGCGUGUACGGUGACUUCGCUGUCGCAUUGGACCAUCUCAGGAACAAGCUCAUUGCCACCAAAAGGCCCGAGGAAAUCCGUGGAGGUGGUUUGCUGAAAUACUGCAACCUCCUGGUGAGGGACUUCAAGCCCACGGACGAAGAGGAGUUUAAGGCCUUGGAGCGUUACAUGUGCUCGCGUUUUUUCAUUGACUUUCCCGACAUCGGUGAGCAGCAGAGGAAACUGGAGGCUUAUCUGCAAAGCCACUUCAUCGGUGAGGAGAAGAACAAGUACAACUACCUCAUGAUCCUGCGCCGGGUCGUGAACGAGAGCACGGUGUGCCUCAUGGGACACGAGAGGCGGCAGACGCUCAACCUCAUCUCACUGACAGCGUUUAGGGUGCUCGCUGAGCAGAAUGCCAUACCUGAUGCGUCCAGCGUCACCUGUUACUACCAGCCAGCUCCGUAUGUCAGAGACCUGAACUUCAACAACUACUACGUGGCCUCUUGUAACCAAUCCAUUCCGACUUGGUUGCCUUGUAACUAAGAGACAAAACGAUGCCCGACUAUCAAAAUCCAAAACGCAAGAUGGCCACGUAGCAAUAUAUUUGGCCAAAAGGGAUAUCCCCUCUGUAGGCAUAAAGGAUAUUUAAAAUGACAAGUAUUCUAAUUUUUUUCUUUUUUUUUCUUUUUCUUUUUUUUAAUUCCUUCUCUACAGAGGUGUCAAGUCAUUUCUGAUCCAAAGUGAUAUAUUUUAGAGUUUGAAUUAAGUACAUUUGUUUGCCUUUGUUUUACUUCAAUAUUUGAAAAUGUCAGAUUUGAUUUUGUUGCUCUCAUCUCUGUCCCUGAUCUGAGCGAUUAAUUUUUUCAAUGCUGAAAAGAAUUUCCAUAGUGCCUUAAUACACUAUAACCCUAAAAAUGAAGGAAAGUAGAUAUUGGGACAAAUUGUGUUUUACACACACACAAAAAAAAACAUAAAAGCACAAAGGCUAAAAAAAUAUUAAUAAUGUUCUUAGAAAUAUGGAGAGAAAAAAAUACAAAACAACAAAAUUUGGAAGAAAAAGACGUAAGAUGUAAACACAGGUGAAGUAGGUACUCUAGGCCUUGAGUUUUUUGGUACACUGGUGGGCAGCUAAAGUAGUUUUUGUUCUCAUGAAUUGAAAUGUGACAUAAUCAUGUUUUUACGUUUCAGUUUGCUGUGUGAAUGCAUAAAGAUUUGUUUUUUUCCUGUUCCACCCUACAUUUUGUUCAAUCUCGCACUCGAUGUGAGAUUGAAAUUGGUUGCAACAUGUACAGUAAGAUGGUUUGUCAUUUCCCUAUAGAGCUAAAAGAGCAGUUUAUAAGCAACAUUAUGAACUAAAUUGAAGGAUCUCGGUUGUAAAUGUGGGUUGAUCUGUCAUUAUUGUGUUAAUGUGAACAUGCAUGUGUAUUGAACGCUGAGAGUUCAGGCAUCUCCAUACAAGGAUCAGCGAUGAGGAUCAGCAGUCCUUCUCGCUGUCAUUAACAGACUUAGCACAGCAGUGUGUAACAAGACCUCCACUCUUCUCCGACCAUGCCAACCGGUGUCACCCUGUUCUAAAAUUAUCCCUCGCUGCGCCUCAGGAUGUGCCUUGAAUGGACCGUGUGUGGGCUGGAAUUUGUAGUGGGGCGACCGUCUCCGCCACGCUCCUGCGUCACUAGAUGAAGGACGAAUGCUGGUAUGUCACAAAUCCUUUUCUGGUAAUAGAGGGCUGGAGGACACCAUUGCUGAUUCGAACGGAUGUUAAUGCAUUUCUGUGUGAUGGAUUCCAUUCCAGUUUUGGCUCUGACCGAUGUUGCUUGGGUUGCUGCUCUUGAUCUUUAUUGGGUUUUCGUGUCUGCUGUCUUGCAUCAAGGAACAUUGCAAUAGUCAGUAAACCAAUUCUGGGUUUUCUUUGACAGUAUUGAAUUGUGAUGGGCUAUUCUUGUCCGUCCCCCUGUCAUGCCUGUGCUCCUCAUUCACCGUUAGUCUAUUCAAAGACAUGCUAGUGCUAGCAUCGUUACAUAAUGCCUAACAGCUGCCCUUCUGCUCACGAUUCACAGCUUCUGCUGGUUCAGCUUGUACAAGCACACGCGGUAGAUAAUCAAGAGAGUCACGUUCCAUCUCUUAUCUGCUGUCGCGCAGACUUUAAAAGUUUGAUGAAGGGACACGCCCCCUUUCUGUGGGUCAUUGAGCAGGAAGGAAUUUUUACUGUAUGUGUGUGCUUGUUUUUUUUUUUUUUUUUUGUGGACCAAUGUCUGAGUCAACAGCACAGCGCACUGAUGCCUUUUGUGAUCAUCUUAAUCUAGACCUUGUACCUCAUGCUGUCUGUGAUCAGAAUCCAUUCAUUAAUGCUAAAGUGAGCGAAUGACAUCUCGUACGUCUAAGAAUGUCGAAAACCUAUCCCAACCUCCCCUCGACUCAAGUUUAUUGUCAGACUUAUUCCCCAUCAUGUUUAGUUUUUGUCAUUCUGUGUCUCAUCUUUGUCACCCUUUUGCUCUUAUCCAAAGCAAGACGUGUUCAGAAAGCAGCCUUUUUUAAUAACCAAGGCCAAAUUUAAUAAAAACCCCAUGUGAAUUGCACUUUACUGGUCUUGUAAAUUUGCAACGGCCUUAUUUUUUUGUAGUACAUGGGGUGAAAGGUCUCAGGGAGAUGUCUGGAUGUGAAAGGGCUUCAGUGUAUCCUGAGGAUCAGCAGACGUCCUGAUAACUAAAUUAGUUUCGAGUUAUAGGUAAGCACAAAAGUGACACUCACGCCAAGUAGGAGCUCUCAUCUCAAAACUGGUUUAGCUAUUUUUUCCCUUUAGGGCACCGAUAUGAUCUGUAGUCGUUUGCCAGCAGAACCUCACCUUGAUAUGUGCUUUUUGAACAUGCUUGUGAGAGAGAGAAAAAUGAAAUGUGUCUAUAUGCUUUUAUCUUGUCCAGAUGCGUUUCAGACAGAUAAGACUGUGUGAUAAGACUUGGUGUGUUUCCCAUUUAAAGCAUGUUUCUUAGAAAAGGGAGUGUUGAAAAUAGAAUUGCUUUGUGUUUUGAAUUCAUAUUGUGUGUGUGUGGUGUUACUUUUUGUCUUUUGUCAGCUGUAAUUCCAUAUUUCCAGUGUUACUCCCUCUUUCUUCAGUAGACAAAGGUGUUGGAGCUUUUGUAAUGUUGCUCUGGUUGCAUCUGUAACUGUUUGUUUAUGUACAGGGGAGAUUUUUUUGGAUUUGGACAUGCUUGUUUAAAGUGCAAGUCUUAAUGAUGAUGGAGGCCUUUUUGAAGCCCUUUUGCCAUGUUGCAAGAAGAGUUAUGGAUUUCAGCAGGAUUUGUUUACUUUUUUGUUUGUUUAUUUGUCUUUGUGAGGAUGUUAAUGAUUGUGAGUUUAAAAAAAAGUGAAUGAUGGAAUAAGUCUGUAUAUGAGAAGCACUAUAUAUUGUUUUGAAAUUGUCUUGGUAAUUGAUGUAGAUCAUGCUGUCAUUAUGCCAUUUUGUUUCUCAGCACUUUUACCUCACUAUGAUUUUCCUUUGGAUGGAAUAAAGAAUAAGGAAAAUGUGUAUCAACGGGAAAAAAUAAAGUAUUGAAAGCCCACUA
Messenger RNA from Paramisgurnus dabryanus, 4536 nucleotides. Lineage: Eukaryota; Metazoa; Chordata; Actinopteri; Cypriniformes; Cobitidae. The record is from RefSeq and is a predicted model, not a curated record.